AUGGCGGAGGAAUUGAAUACGACCAAAGACAUGAUUCACGAAAUUUUGACAAAGGAUUUAAACAAACGGAAAGUCUGUGCUCGAUUUGUUCCUCACGCCUUAAAUGAGGAUCAAGAAAUUGCUCGCGUUGAACAUUGCAAGGACCUUAUUAAAACAGCCAGACGGAACUGCACAUUCCUGGAAUCGAUUGUAACUGGUGAUGAGACUUGGUGCUUCAAGACCGUCGCUGUUCGUGAAUUUUUAGCGAAAAAACAAGUCUGUGUGCUUCAACAUCCUCCGUAUUCGCCUGAUUUAUCUCCGUGUGACUAUUUCCUGUUCCCAAAACUCAAACUGGCCAUGAAAGGAACGUUUUAUGACAGUGUUACACAAGUCCAAGAAGCCGUGACGAGGGUCAUUGAGGCGAUUCCGAAAACCGACAUAAAAAAAUCUAUGCUAGUAUUGGUUGAACGUGCCUAG
This is a messenger RNA of Ooceraea biroi (clonal raider ant), 456 nucleotides long. RefSeq lists its product as uncharacterized. Gene Ontology annotation, molecular function: nucleic acid binding. The record is from RefSeq and is a predicted model, not a curated record. NCBI's taxonomy places the organism in Eukaryota, Metazoa, Arthropoda, Insecta, Hymenoptera, Formicidae.